AUGAAGCGCGGUUUUCUGAAGGCCAAAACCGUUGUAACCCCCCAAAAGAGUCCAGUAGAAGAGGCUGCACUCAACCCUAGUCCGUUCAUUGGGGACGGCGGAUACAUGUACUGCACUAUUCCACAGGAUGCACCGCCAAACGAACCCGUCAGCGAGUGUUGUUUGCCACCAGAGACCGUCGCCAAUCUCCUCAAAAUUCCCGGCUUCCCCCACCCGAUGCAGCCGAUCGUAGAGGUUUUAUUCCGCCUGGGGGAGAGCCCAGAGAAAGGGCUAGGUCUUUUUGCGACGCGUGCUAUAACGCAAGGCGAAGUCUUACUUGACCGUCGCCCUCUUCUUGUCUCGUCAAUGUCGCAACGCCCCCUUACCACGAAAGCAUUGGAAGCCAUGAUUGCAAAGAUAUCACUCACUGGCCAGCCCCCAAACCCUCACAAGAUUUUGAGCUCGAGCAUGGAAACGAUUGUGGGUCGAAUGCGUCCUGAAAACAGGGCCGCAUAUAUGGCUUUGGCAAACAGCACUCCCGACAGUCCUGUUCUGGGAAUAUUUGAUACCAAUGGAGCAGGGAUUGUCGAUGCAGAGCUCAACGACAAUGGCGGGCCAACUUGCACCUACAGCGCUGUGUGCGACAUUAUUUCGCGCAUGAACCAUAGCUGCUGUCCCAACACUUCCAGAGUCUUCGACAAAAAUUCCUUCUCGAUACGCUUAUAUGCGGCCCGCAACAUUGCCAAAAGCGAAGAACUGACCUUCCCCUACGUGGAUCUGUUGUCGUGUAAAGCAGACCGUCAAGAAAACCUUGACGAAUAUGGCUUUGUUUGCACGUGUCAUGCGUGUGUGGACCCUGCAUCUGACGACCAUCGCGAAGAUAUACACGAGUUUGAAUUCGAUCCGCCGCGCCUCCUGAAGUGGGCCAGAGACAAGACUCUGCCAGAUGACUGGCUCCUCAAAAAGUGCUAUCGACAACUGGAAUUACUCGAGCAGGAGGGAUUGCAGUCAAUCGAUGAGUAUUGGGAAGUCUUGGCCGAUCUUUCAAGAGUAUACCUUUGUUUUGGAGACAUCAAGAACGCCAGAGAGUGGGCCGCUCGUGCAUAUCAGUGCCAAUGGAUUCACUGUCGCCGGUUUGACCGCGCAGAUAUCGACGUGAUAUUGGGUGACAAAUAUGAGCAGUCAGCGUUCUGGUGCUUGCGACAAAGGUAG
Messenger RNA from Mycena indigotica, 1191 nucleotides. Its product is annotated as SET domain-containing protein. Lineage: Eukaryota; Fungi; Basidiomycota; Agaricomycetes; Agaricales; Mycenaceae. The coding region runs from base 1 to 1191 and encodes 396 amino acids. The transcript has 3 exons. Gene Ontology annotation, molecular function: protein binding. The record is from RefSeq and is a predicted model, not a curated record.